Messenger RNA from Erythranthe guttata (spotted monkey flower), 774 nucleotides. RefSeq lists its product as uncharacterized. NCBI's taxonomy places the organism in Eukaryota, Viridiplantae, Streptophyta, Magnoliopsida, Lamiales, Phrymaceae. The record is from RefSeq and is a predicted model, not a curated record.
AUGGACAUUCUCAACGAGGUACUACCUCAAGGAGUGAAGAUCUCAGGGUUACCUCAGUUUGAAAGAACCACCGACCCACAAGAACACAUAGAGAAAUUUCACGCCAUGGCAGAUUUGUAUGGCCCAACAGAUGCCGCAAUGUGCAAAAUGUUCCGCACCACUCUCUCCAAGCGGGCCAUGAAUUGGUUCAAAUCUCAACCUACAGGAUCAAUCGACACCUUCGUUCGAUUGUCGCAACGCUUCACCGACCAAUUCGCCAUCAACAAACAAUAUGCUAAGACCCCAGCACACAUUUUCUCUGUAGUACAGAGAGACAACGAAACGCUCCGCAACUACAUCAAGCGUUUCGUGGAAGCCGUCCACGAAGUCCCAAGCGUAGGACAAGACAUGCUCUCCGGGAUCAUGCAUCUGAACUUGAAGUCGGGUAGGUUCAAAGAAUCUAUUGCCGGAAGGACUCCAAGAAACCUAGAGGAAUUGUUGAACCGAGCUGAGAAAUACGUACGAAUAGAGGAAGCCUCUACCCAUGCUCCUCCCAAGAGGAAGAGGGAUGAUGACCGACAGGACGUUAGGAGACGGGAUGAUCGACGACCACCACCCCCAUCUCAAGGCCAAUCAUCUUCCUCCUACAAUCGAUUCACCCCGCUAAACACUCACCUCACUGAAAUCCUUCAUGUGAUAGAACAAAGAGGUCUACCAAAACCUCCACGCCCAAUGAAGCCCGAUGCAGCCCAAUGCGAAACGAGAAAAAUCGGAUCGCUAUUGUCGAUUCCAUAA